AUGGAGGCUCUGAAAGUAUGGAGUCUUACGGCGUCGCCGUUGAGACAAUUACUCCGUCUAUCCUCUUCUACGCGUAUCGCCACUUCACUAUACGGAAGAAGAUCACACCACUCAUCACUAAUGCUCCGAUGUGCCUCCGCCGCUUCUUCCUCAAAUGCCGCCACGGCUGAAACUCCUAAACCCUCCGGUAGAAACAGAAGGGCAGCUUCGUCUUCCAAUUCCACAUCCGAUCGUGAGGCUAUCCGCUCCAUUCGUCUCAAAAAGGUUGAGGAACUGAGAGGUCAAGGUGUUGAGCCUUAUGCUUACAAGUGGGAGAAAAGCCACAGUGCAAAUCAGUUACAAGAGAUUUAUAAGCAUCUAGAGAAUGGUGAAGAGUCAAACAGUGAGAGUGAUCGUGUUUCUAUAGCUGGGAGAGUCGUUGCUCGUAGAGCGUUUGGGAAACUUGCGUUUUUGACUCUCAGGGAUGACUCUGGAACCAUCCAGCUAUACUGUGAGAAGGAAAGGCUGUCAGAUGAGCAGUUUGAACAGCUGAAGGCAUUCAUAGAUAUUGGUGAUAUUUUGGGUGCUAGUGGCUCUAUGAAGAGGACUGAGAAAGGAGAGCUUUCUAUAUGUGUGAGUUCUUUUUCAAUUCUCACAAAGUCUCUCCUUCCAUUGCCUGACAAGUAUCAUGGUCUAACUGAUAUUGAUAAACGUUACCGCCAACGGUAUGUGGAUAUGAUUGCUAACCCUGAAGUGGCUGAUGUAUUCCGCAAAAGAGCAAAAAUAGUUUCAGAGAUACGCAAGACAGUGGAGUCUUCUGGAUAUCUGGAGGUUGAAACUCCAGUUCUUCAGGGAGCAGCUGGUGGAGCCGAAGCUAGACCCUUUGUAACGUAUCAUAACUCACUUGGAAGGGAUCUCUACCUGAGGAUUGCAACUGAGCUUCACUUGAAAAGAAUGCUGGUUGGAGGGUUUGAGAAAGUGUAUGAAAUUGGUCGUAUAUUUAGAAACGAAGGCCUUUCAACACGUCACAAUCCUGAAUUCACAACCAUCGAGAUGUAUGAAGCUUUUUCAGACUACCAAAGCAUGAUGGACAUGGCAGAAUUAAUCGUCACUGAAUGUUCAAUGGCAGUUAAUGGGAAGCUAACAAUUGAUUACCAGGGAACAGAGAUCUCCCUGGAGCGGCCAUGGAGGAGAGAAACCAUGCAUAAUCUCGUUAAAGAGGCAACAGGAAUCGAUUUCAAUGAGCUAGGGGAAGAUCUCGGAAAGGCCAAAGACACAGUUCUGCUGGCACUUCAAGACGUGGUUGAGCCCAAGGACAAAUCUGGAAUUGGAGCUUGCUCUUCUCUCGGCCAUCUUCUUAAUGAGGUUUUUGAAGUUGUUGUAGAGCCAAAGCUUGUGCAGCCAACUUUUGUAUUGGACUACCCAAUCGAGAUAUCUCCCUUGGCCAAGCCACAUCGCGGUAAUGCAGGUUUGACUGAAAGAUUUGAACUGUUCAUCUGUGGCCGUGAAAUGGCAAACGCAUUCUCUGAAUUGACUGAUCCUGUGGACCAGAGGAAGCGGUUGGAAGAACAAGUAAGGCAGCAUAACGCAAAGCGAGCAGCCUCUGAACAAAACGCAAAGAAAGAUGAUGAUGAUGAGUCAUAUGAGGUGACACUAGACGAGGACUUUCUCACUGCCCUGGAAUACGGAAUGCCUCCGGCUUCCGGAAUGGGGCUUGGUAUUGACAGGCUGGUGAUGCUGUUGACAAACUCUGCGAGUAUAAGAGACGUCAUUGCGUUUCCUGUUCUGAAAGUUCAGCAGUAACACUUAAGCAGAAAGUGGUAUGUCUGUAGCUUUAGUAUUCUUUGUGUAUCUUUUUUGGUUAUUUCUCCAGCAGAGGGAGUUGCAAGAAGCAUGUGUAACAUACGCAGUUAGAUACCAAAAAUAAAUCCAAUGAUUUUGUUCUUGAUAAGUGUUUGAAACCGUAACAGACAUACAAUCAUACGGUAAACAUUACACACACGUUUACAUGACUUCUCCUAAUAUGUUGUGCAUGUAUUAGUUAGAUACAUGUUGAGAGUACUGAAUAAACACUGGUUCAGC
Eruca vesicaria subsp. sativa (arugula) is the source of this 2061-nucleotide messenger RNA. The record is from the annotation of a GenBank genome assembly. NCBI's taxonomy places the organism in Eukaryota, Viridiplantae, Streptophyta, Magnoliopsida, Brassicales, Brassicaceae.